AUGGUAGUUCGAUUUCUCCUCUUGCAGAAUCGCCAAGGCAAAACCCGACUCUCCAAAUGGUAUACCUAUGUGCCUCACGACGAAAAAUGCCAAACAGAAAACGAAAUUCAUCGUCUCGUCAUCAACAGAGACCAAAAAUUUACAAACUUCAUUGAAUUCAAAAACUUUAAAGUGAUUUACAGAAAAUACGCAGGACUUUUCUUUUCAGUAGGCGUUGAUAUUGACGAAAACGAGCUCUCUAUAAUGGAAAUCAUUCAUUUAUUUGUAGAAGUUCUUGACCAAUUUUUUGGAAAUGUAUGCGAACUUGAUUUGGUCUUCAAUUUCCACAAAGUUUAUGGGAUUCUAGAUGAAAUUAUUAUAGGGGGAGAAAUCAUGGAGUCCAGCAAACAAGUCAUUCUGAAUAAUCUGAAAAUUGGUGAUAAACGUAAUUAA
Messenger RNA from Blepharisma stoltei, 432 nucleotides. Lineage: Eukaryota; Ciliophora; Heterotrichea; Heterotrichida; Blepharismidae. The record is from the annotation of a GenBank genome assembly.